Messenger RNA from Sphaerulina musiva SO2202, 703 nucleotides. RefSeq lists its product as uncharacterized. Lineage: Eukaryota; Fungi; Ascomycota; Dothideomycetes; Mycosphaerellales; Mycosphaerellaceae. The transcript has a single exon. Bases 269 to 703 code for a protein of 144 amino acids. The record is from RefSeq and is a predicted model, not a curated record.
CGAAGACGUGAUAAUGUGUGCCUCCAUCUACCAGACGUCAGGUCUGCAGCCGAAGAGAGACCGUAGUGCACAUCAACAUCAUCUGUAGAAACAUCCAAUGGGGCGCAACCAUAGUUCUACCGCGAACAAUGCAUGUGCCCGCAAUCCUUCCCUGCCGCUUCUCCGUAUCUAUCAAUACCAGUAGUAUUUGCACUUUAAAAGCAGCACUUGGCCCUGAUAAUAGAUAGGUACCUUAGGUAGGUAUAUUGGCAAUCCUGCAUCCUGCAUCAUGGCCACAUACCUCACUCGUCCAGCCAGCAACUCGGAAGGCAUCACAGCGGAACUCGAACGACUGUCCAUCAUUGGCAUUCAGAGAAUCAACAAUCGAGACUGGUCAUACAGCAGCCCAGAAGCCCAAGAGCUUCUGACACCGGAGCAAUGGCAGUCCAGAUUCGAUAACCAAGUGGAGCUCCUCACCUGGCAGCAGCAAAACGACGUAUGGCAGCAACUGGUAGAAGAAUUGCAUCCACAUUGCCACUUCGAAAUCACCUCCGUUUCCUCUACGAUUCGCGAGAAAGAAAAUCUGGCCAUUGUAUGGAUCCAGACUACCGUCACCGGGAUUGAGAAUGUCCAUAUUCCAGGUCUGAGUGAGCUGAGUUGGAGGUUAGAGGAUGGGAAGUGGUGGUUCUUCUACCAUGUUGGCAUACGAGGGUUCCUUGGAUAG